Messenger RNA from Tympanuchus pallidicinctus (lesser prairie-chicken), 1466 nucleotides. RefSeq names its product tRNA methyltransferase 10A (gene TRMT10A). Gene Ontology annotation, biological process: tRNA N1-guanine methylation. Lineage: Eukaryota; Metazoa; Chordata; Aves; Galliformes; Phasianidae. The record is from RefSeq and is a predicted model, not a curated record. Gene Ontology annotation, molecular function: tRNA binding. Gene Ontology annotation, cellular component: cytosol; nucleus; nucleoplasm.
GACCGCGGGCAGCACGUGACGGCCGCCCGUAGCCCGCUGGGAUUUGAAGUCGCGGAGGGCGGGGAGGGCGCGCGCGUGCGCUCGAGAGGCGGUUGUUCCUCCGAAGGCCUGGCGCGUGGGGCGGCGCGCGGAACUGGUGAGAUGAAAAGUUGUUUUUCGUGACAUAUUUAUCACGCGGAUGAGAUACGAGUCAGUAAGCCAGCCAGGAGCUCAUGUCAUCAGGAACACCAACAGAAAGCACCAUGCCCCCUGAUGCGCCUGAGCUGGAAGCAGAGGUGAAGUCGUGUGAGAGGCAAGUAGAAGGACAGGAGGAAGGCACAGGCAAAGCAGAACGCCUUGAGCCCAUGUCCAAGAGGCAAAGGAAGAAACUACUGAAGCAAAAACAGUGGGAAGAACAGAAGGAUCUCCGAAGGCAGAAACGAAAAGAAAAACGCCAGAAGAGAAAAUUAGAACGUCAGUCAAAAUCAGACACCAGUAAUGAAGGGAAUGACAGAAAGCGUAUGCGAAGGGAAGUUGUGCCCAGCACGCUUCGCCUCGUUGUGGACUGCAGCUUUGAUGACUUGAUGGUGCUAAAGCUUCUGGCUCAUGGUAAAGCAUUUUGUGGUGGUCUGUCUGAAGGACUAUGUAAAAACAAAUUGUGUUGUAUACAGGAUGUUAAGAAGCUUCACAAGCAAAUUCAGAGAUGUUAUGCAGAAAAUCGCAAAGCAUUCCAUCCUGUGCAGUUCUACUUGACCAGCCAUGGGGGACAGCUGAAGAGCAAUAUGAAUGAAAAUGACAAAGGAUGGGUCAACUGGAAGGAUAUCCAAAUUAGAACAGAGCACUACAGUGAGCUAAUAAAGAAAGAAGACCUGGUGUACCUCACCUCAGAUUCCCCAGACGUUCUUGGUGAGCUUGACGAGAGGAAGGCUUAUGUGAUUGGAGGACUGGUGGAUCAUAAUCACCACAAGGGAAUUACUUACAAAAAAGCUGUAGAGCAAGGGAUCGGUCACGCACAGCUCCCUCUGGGAAGCUUCGUGAAGAUGAACAGUCGGAAAGUGUUAGCAGUCAAUCAUGUGUUUGAAAUCAUCCUUGCGUACCUGGAGAAGAGAGACUGGAAGGAGGCCUUUUUCAGUGUCUUGCCACAGCGGAAGGGGGCAGUUCCAUUGGGAGAAGCCAGUGAUUCAUCCCAACGUGCCCUAUGUGAGAAAGAAGGUGAAGACAAGGACUCAGACAGCAAUUAGCCUGCAGGAUAAGAAGAUGGGAAAGAUGAGACAUGGAGUUUGUGAGAUAACACUGAGACACGAAGCAGUUAAGCUCUGAAGAUCAUCUGCUGCCCUUGUGAUACUUAAUUGUCUCAGUGCUUGGUAGCUUCAGAGUUGGGUCAAAGUUGUUCUUGGACAGAAAGGGUAAAAACAAAUGCAGUUUUUAUCCUGAAACUUCUAUAUUAAUAGCUUUAAAAAAUAAAUGAAUAGCAAAUGCAGAAUUUA